This is a messenger RNA of Stereum hirsutum FP-91666 SS1, 705 nucleotides long. RefSeq lists its product as uncharacterized. Gene Ontology annotation, biological process: proteasome-mediated ubiquitin-dependent protein catabolic process; protein targeting to vacuole; protein catabolic process in the vacuole. The annotation marks the transcript as partial. NCBI's taxonomy places the organism in Eukaryota, Fungi, Basidiomycota, Agaricomycetes, Russulales, Stereaceae. Gene Ontology annotation, cellular component: GID complex; extrinsic component of membrane. The transcript has 2 exons. The record is from RefSeq and is a predicted model, not a curated record.
UCUUUCCUCUGUGGCUAUCUCUGCAUACGGGGACUCACAGACGACUGGCCAGAACUCACCACAUACUUUGACGCGGAGAUCAUUGGCAGUCGUUAUGGCUUUUUAACCCAGAACUGGGGUGCGAACGAGCAAGAAGACAUGACCCACUGGGCGCGGUUCCCCGCUUUCCGUCAUGUAAAAAACAAGUUGAACAUGCCUCAUGGCACCAUCAACGGCGACACCGGUGGUGCAGUCUUCAUGCGAUGGAAGGAACGUUUCUUGGUCCCGGAUCACAGAGUGCAAGACAUCAAUGGGGCUAGCUUCGCAGGCUUCUACUAUGUCUGUGUUGACUUCAACUCGCACCCACACGCCGCCACAGCCCCCCGGUCAAAGUCCUCGGUUCGAGAGGAGAAUACUGCACCGGGCGGUGACGUUCAUCCUGCAUCACCCUCGAAGUCGGACCAGCCUCGACGGACGAGCCUCGGAGACCGCUCCAUGCAUCCUGACAGCCCAUCAUUGCGCUCGCCCUCGGCAGGACCGGCGAAAUCGGGGCCCAAUGCGGCAACCAUGAGCGGCUUCUACUUCCACCAGAACUCGGAACCGUGCGUACAAAUCAAUCUCUUGUCUGUCGCCGGAGCUAUGCUCAUGAUGGUGGAUCACAGAUACCAGCAAUUGUCGCUUCAGCACGUCUCUGAAAGCGUCAACACUUGCUACGAGUUGCGGUGA